Diachasmimorpha longicaudata is the source of this 2533-nucleotide messenger RNA. RefSeq names its product peptide transporter family 1-like. Gene Ontology annotation, molecular function: dipeptide transmembrane transporter activity. NCBI's taxonomy places the organism in Eukaryota, Metazoa, Arthropoda, Insecta, Hymenoptera, Braconidae. The transcript has 8 exons. Gene Ontology annotation, cellular component: plasma membrane. Bases 200 to 2266 code for a protein of 688 amino acids. The record is from RefSeq and is a predicted model, not a curated record. Gene Ontology annotation, biological process: dipeptide import across plasma membrane.
AGCCAAGGCAUUUAAAAGUGACGAUUUCCGUGCUAGUGAUAAAUGGAUUAAAGAGAACAGUUCACUAUUUCGAGAGUCUGCAGCAUUACAUCAGUGGCAUGACAGUUACUUAUCGUGCCUGACGUCCGGAUGCGAUCUGCUGGAAUACUCUUAUAUUAUUUCUAACUAUUGAGUAGCAUUAGAAGCAGGAAAACACAAAAUGAACGGGGAACUCAAGUAUCCAAAAGCCGUUUUUCUCAUUAUCUGUAUGGAAUUCUGCGAAAGAUUUUCAUUUCACGGAAUGCGCAUAAUUCUAUCUCUAUACUUAAAAAAUAAAUUGGACUACACUGAUGACACGGCCACUACAAUCUACCAUGCCUUCAUGGUCCUUGGAUACUUUUUUCCAUUAUUCGGUGCAAUUUUAGCCGAUUCAAUACUUGGAAAAUUCAAAACCAUUCUCUACUUGAGUGUCUUCUAUGCAGCGGGUCAAAUUCUCCUUGCUGUUGGUGCUGUACCAACUUUUGGACUACCAGUUAGGGAACUUUCGAUGAUCGGAUUGUUUUUGAUUGCCAUGGGCACCGGUGGGAUAAAGCCGUGUGUCUCAGCAUUGGGUGGAGACCAAUUUGUCCUUCCUGAGCAGGAGAACUAUUUUCGCACAUUUUUCCCCAUAUUUUACUUUACCAUAUGCAUCGGGGCCCUUUGUUCAGCAUUUCUCACUCCAGAAUUACGUAACGGAGUAAAGUGUUUUGGUGAACAAGAAUGCUAUUCAAUCGCCUUUUUUGUUCCUGCACUUCUCAUGAUUCUGACCAUCGUGAUCUUUGUCAGCGGUGGACCAUUCUACAGGAUAAAGAAGCCAACAAGACCUAUUGUCCUGGACGUUACCAAAUGCAUAUGGCACGCCAUUCAAAGAAAGUCAGAAGCGACUCAAGAAGUCAAGCAAAAGCAUUGGUUGGACUACGCUAAUGACAAGUACGAUCCGAAAUUCAUCAGUGAUAUUAAGAAAACUGGACGAACUCUGAAGUUGUUCACAGCUUUUCCAUUUUUCUGGGCUCUCUCAUCACAAGUAGGAUCACGUUGGACUUUCCAAGCUACAAGAAUGGAUGGACAGAUUGGCAGUUAUCUUCUGAAAGCCGAUCAAAUACAGGCGGCUGACCCAAUUUUUGCUAUAAUUUUAGUUCCUGCUCUCAGUACUUUUAUUUAUCCAGUGUUGGAGAAGAUCAAAUGCAUUCACACACCACUACAAAAGUUGACAGCCGGUGGAAUUCUAGGGUCAAUUGCAUUUUUCGUCGCCGCAAUUGUGGAAUUGCAAUUAGAGACGACCUAUCCAGUCCUUCCCACCACCGGAUCUGCACAACUCCGAAUUUUUAAUCCCAGGGAUUGCCAAUUACCUAUCAUAAUAGGCAACGAAUCCAUUUUAAUGGAACCCUUCGCUGUUUGGGGAGGUCACAACAUGAAUGUCAUCGGCAAUCAAUCAAUACCGUACGUCGCCGAUUUUUCAUUCUGCGGUGGAGAUGAAAAAAAGGGAUUCAUCACAGCUUUUGAAGGACAGGCAACUUCAUAUGUUUUGGAAGCAACAUCUCCCUACGCCUAUCAGGACUACAUUAAUAAAACGAAAAGUGGCAAUCCCGCAAUUCGUAUGUUGACCAACAAUCUUAGAAGUCCAAACACUUCAACAAAGGUCGAAUUAUCAGGAGUGAAUUACGUAUUUGAGAGUUCAUCAUAUCGUGAACGAGUGACAUCAGUCGCAGAAUUCCUUCCAGGAAAAUACAAUGUCAUUGUUAACGGGAAAGAUGUUGGCUCAAUUUCGAUAAAGCUCGGGGGUGUUUAUACCUUACAAACAUUUAUUGGUGCCAAUACCACAAAAAUAAAUCUAUCAGAAGUCACACCACCAAAUUCGGUACACAUCCUAUGGAUUCUACCUCAAUAUAUUAUUCUAACGUUGGGCGAAGUUAUGUUUUCCACGACUGGAUAUGAAUUUGCAUUUACGCAAGCUCCGAGUACGAUGAAAUCACUUGUUCAAGCUGUCUGGUUACUAACAAUAGCUGGGGGCAAUUUGAUUGUUGUAAUAAUGACUGAAGUGGGUCUUUUUAAACGGCAGGCUUUGGAGUUUUCUUUUUUUGCUGGUUCAACCAUUAUUGUCUUUUUGAUAUUUGCGGUAAUGACGAGGUCUUACGUGUAUCAGAACUACAGUGAUGAUGAAAUCCUUGGGGAUGAAGAUAAAAAAAUUCCACUGACACAGGGAACCAGUGAAGUUCAAAAUUGUAAUCAAGACAAUUUGGAAUUAUAGAUUAUAGUCAUGACAAUCCUUCAAUGUGACAACAACCGCUUGGAUAUUAAAUAGUGAUCAAUUGUUGGAUCGAGGGACCAGAUUGAAGAGCGUUCGAAUAUUCUAUCACAGUAUUGAUAUCUUUUUAUUAUGAAUACGUAAAAAUAAAAACAGUCCAUCUUUGAGCGAAAGGAAGUGAGUACUUAACUAAUUAAUAUAUUUCCCAUGCUUAAGAUGCAGAAACCAUUAAAUUUGGACUGAUGACUGCAUAAUGAACUUACUUUGUUC